Molecule: messenger RNA, 275 nt
Organism: Ruditapes philippinarum (Manila clam)
Lineage: Eukaryota; Metazoa; Mollusca; Bivalvia; Venerida; Veneridae
Product: adenosine 5'-monophosphoramidase HINT1-like
Biological process (GO): purine ribonucleotide catabolic process
Cellular component (GO): nucleus; cytoplasm
Molecular function (GO): hydrolase activity
Source: RefSeq, a predicted model, not a curated record
ACUUUGCGUUGUUUAACACUACAUUACGCCAUUUUAUCCUGUCUUUAAGCUCACUAAAUAUGGCUGACGAAAUAGCGAAAGCCCAAGUGGCUGAACCGACAGAAGACACUAUAUUUGGAAAAAUAGCUAGAGGCGACAUACCUUGUAAAUUUAUUUACGAAGAUGACAAGUGUGUUGCCUUCAAUGAUAUGAGCCCUCAGGCUCCCACACAUUUUCUUGUCAUCCCGAGAAAACCUAUACAGAUGUUAGAGAAGGCCGAUGAUGCAGAAGAGCAG